AUGUCGACCUGGACAGCGGUGCUCGUGGGCAACGGUAACGACACAGACCCAGAUCUUCCCCCUGGGACCCCACCUAGGCACUUCUCCCCGGCACUGGCACACACAUCUGAUGUCCUCAAGGCCAACGGAAAUCGCUUCUUCGGAUGGAUUAUGCCAACUCUGAAGACGAGUGAUUUCGUCGUACUUCAGACAGUGGGCCUAGACGCCUCCGUCGUAAGUGCAACAGAAUUGGUGUGUCUGACAGCAGCUCUUGAGCUUCUUCCGAAUGUCCUUCGUGUUUUUCUCACUUCUGGCGGGACUAGCGGCGAUUGUGACACUGAUAUUGCUUCCAUUCGAGUCCUGGGCCCGAAGGAUGUCAUCACGAACAGCACUCAUGUUGCCACCCUUGAGAUUCCCUGGGCGGGGAUCAACUCGACGCUUCCCCAGACACUAUUCGAUGCUCUGGUCGAUCCGGUUAUGCCCGCGGGCCUUCAACUUAUCGCGACGUGGACCAUCACGCUGAUCCUUCUUGGGUUCCUUCACCGCUACUUCCAUCGUUUUGUUGCGGCCCGGCAAUCGUUUGCGUUGCAGCUGAUCCAUUCGGUUCCGUCUCGGACUGUGCUCGUUACCGAUAUUCCCCCACAUUAUCGGGGCGAUCGAGCGCUGGCUGAGUACUUCGAGGGAUGUGGCUGGGAGGUUGAGAGCGUCAGCAUAUGUCGUCACCUGAGCGCCCUCAAAGAGGCACUACGGAGACGCACAGAUGCUCUGCUCGAACUUGAACGAGCAUGGGUCCAGUGGGUAGGCAACCCUGCUGACGCCCCUGGUUACGACUCGGAAGUCUACCGUAAGCAGAAGGGCGGCAUCGAGGACGGUCCUCGGUCACUCUCUCAACUCAACGAGGGCACUCUGGUCGAGACAGAUGACAGCAACAACAACAACAGCGCUGGGAACAAUGCUGGAGAGGAGAAUGUUGACACCUCUGACCUGCCCGAUGACCCUGAGAGUCUCAGGUUACGGUAUGCCGGCGUGAAGUCCACUAAGCCUCGCCCCACGGUGCGUCCCAGCGUCAUCAGCCGGGCCGUCGAUGCCAUCCAGUACUGGGAGGACAGGUUCUGGGCGGCGGACGAGGGCGUGCGUCUUUUGCGCAAGACUGGGCUCUUCCCCGCAACAGACGUCGCUUUCGUCACUUUCGAGCACGCGAAAUCCGCCCAGGAGGCUGCACAGGUCGUUCAUUUCAACGAACACUCGCAGAUGGUCACGACACUCGCCCCAGAGCCACGCGACGUUCUCUGGAGCACGGUGGCCAUGCCCAGCCGCGAGCGCCACAUUCGCAGCGCUGCCGUCAUGGUGAUCAUGGUUCUGCUUCUGUUGUUCUGGGCGAUUCCUGUGUCCUUCUUUGGAGCCUUCCUUUCCGAUAAGGAAAUCAAGAAGGUUGCGCCCUGGCUCUGGCGCUUCAUGAAGAACAACCCGCGUGCUGGAGCGUUCAUCCAGAACACUGGUCCGACUCUGAUCCUGAUUUCGUUCAACAGCCUGCUCCCUUUCUUUCUGGAGUGGCUGUGUUAUCAGCAAGGCUUCAAGUCGAGGAGCGCUGUCGAAUACUAUCUCUACCUUCUCAUGACUGUUCUCUUCAUCUUCCUGAUCACCACCACCUACUGGCAGUUUGUGCGGGAUUUGGCAGACAACCCAUCCAAGAUCGCAGAGAAGCUUGCGAUAGCUCUUCGGACAUCGAAGGCCCGCUACUUCAUGAUCUCCUACGUCAUGCUGUACGGCCUUGGCCUGAUGCCUUUGUCGAUUUUGAACAUCGGGCCGCUCUUCAACCUCGCUUGGGGCUACAUUCGGUCUCCAUCGGGCCACUUCGGUUCCAAGACACCCCGCGAUUACGCCGAGAUCAACGCCCCUCCAAGCAUCAACUAUGGCUGGGUGUACCCGCAGAUGCUGCUCAUCUUCACUGUCACCCUCGUUUACAGCAUUGUCUCCCCGCUGAUCCUCGUUUUCGGCGCAAUCUUCUUUGGAAUGGCCUAUCUCGUGUACAAGUACAAGCUCUUGUUCAUUUACUUCAAGCCGUACGAGUCGAACGGCGAGGCAUGGCGUAUCACUUUCGACCGCAUCCUCGUGGCGCUCAUCAUCUUCCAGCUGUUCAUGACCGGACUAUUGUCUUUGUCCAAGCACUUCUGGUAUGUGGCGUGCAUGGUGCCCCUCAUUGCCUACACUCUAUUUUGGGGUUACGUGAUGUCGCGCGACUUUGAGCCUCUUAGCAAGUACACGGCCCUGAGCAGCAUCUGCGAGGUCGAGCGCGGGGAGAGCAUCGACGAGGUCACUGGCUUCCACCCCGAGGGUGAGGGCGCUGCAGCACACCACGGCACCCUUACUGGCCUCAACCACCGACGUUACGCGGUCAACGAUGACACUAUGUGGGUCGCACCAGCCGACAAGCGCACCGAUUACAGUCAACCUCCGAUGGGUAACUUCUAUUACGGGGUUUUGAACACGGGCAAGAGGAGAUACGCUCAUCCGGCGCUGUCUGGCAAGCUCCCGAAGCCCUGGCUUCCUAGCAAGGCUCGUCCCGCUGCGUUUGGCGACACAGCAGCUCAGCGCCGUGGUGUUGUGCUGUCAUUCCGCCGCAAGGUGGCUCAGCGUCUGCGCCGUCACGGUGGUGGACCUGAAACAUUGCCGGACGAUGCGACGCGCGCCAGCUCUUCGACAUCAGUUCCUACGGACUGGCUCACAGGCGGGCCUGUUGAGAGCUCGUCAGGUGACCAGGCUUCCCGGACACGUCGCGAGGAGAGCAGUUUGACCGUCAACUCGCAUCCUGCGUACGCAUCCGACUACUCUUCUACACCCUCCAACCCCUGGCGCGACCCUACUCCAGAGCCCCGCCAGGAGCCGGAGAUCCCCAGACGGCUGUCGUUCGACACCGGAACAGGUAUCAUUGCGCUCCCGGACGAACACAUUUGGGACGACAUGGAGGAUGAUAAUGACGAUGACGACCACACUCCUCUAGGCGAAGAUGAGCAACCACCCGCUUCCCCCUCAACGUAUUUCCACCGACCCAACAGGCGACGCACGAUCUCCGGCGGCACCGGUGCCCGUGAUGCAUCACCAGUAGUGUAG
Molecule: messenger RNA, 3090 nt
Organism: Trichosporon asahii var. asahii CBS 2479
Lineage: Eukaryota; Fungi; Basidiomycota; Tremellomycetes; Trichosporonales; Trichosporonaceae
Exons: 5
Coding region: 1-3090 (1029 amino acids)
Cellular component (GO): plasma membrane
Molecular function (GO): calcium-activated cation channel activity
Source: RefSeq, a predicted model, not a curated record